AGCAUCCUCGGCGUUCUUAGUGCCCCGAGAUGAAAGCAGCGAGCAAAGGGCGGUCCCACCUUCCUCUUCCUCCUCCUCUUCCUCCUCUUCCUCCUCCACCUCUGCCUCGUUCUCCGACACGGUCUACGUGAGCCUGAUCCCCGAUUUCCGGAGCAAAUACAAGCGUCUCACCAUCCUGCCCAAGAAGAUGGAGGAGGACAAGGAAAGGGGCAUUAGCGAAGACGUGAUCAAGGAUAGGACGUUGAAAUGCCAAGCCAUCCUCGUACGAGUCAUGAAGCUAAAGAAGUGCAUGGCCUACCGAGAACUGGUUGUCGAGGUCGUCCGCCAGUGCCAGCAUGCGCACUUCACGCCCGAUGUCUCUUUCGUCAGGCGGGUCGUGGAAGGGCUGAUCGACACGGAAUACUUGCGACGGGCGGAGGAAAAGAGGGACUGGCUCGAGUACAUCGCGUGAGCUAAAGAGACAGGGAGGCGGUGAGGUCGGAGAGGAGGUUGGAUUAGCAGUGUAGCAACUGAAAGUGGAGUAGAGAUGUAGAAAAGAAGCGACAGGAGGGCAUCAAAUAUGUUAAUGGCUGUGUGGCUUGUCCCUCUCUGUCCGAGUGCUCGGAUGUGUUGAUAUAUGCGUCCUUGGGCAGGGAGAGGAGGGCCGACAUGGCCCAUUUCGCACGCACGGGAGGAAGGGUUAAGUCCCUUUCUCAAUCGCGUAACAGAAAGCCCUCCUUAGUAUUCUUGUGCAUACGCUAUUUUCUGGAGCGAUGACGGAGUCUAUGAGCUGGAUGGUACGAGAAGAUGAAGCGGCUUUCACUAGGAAAGUGCUGCACAUUAUUUAGGUCCCUACAAGGGCGAUUUCGUGCGACAUCGAGACGAUCCACGGGCCCUCUGACAUCCAAACUUGUAAGAAAGUACGCGAAAAUUGGAUGAGAGG
Messenger RNA from Nannochloropsis gaditana CCMP526, 922 nucleotides. Its product is annotated as cullin a. Gene Ontology annotation, molecular function: ubiquitin protein ligase binding. Gene Ontology annotation, cellular component: cullin-RING ubiquitin ligase complex. Gene Ontology annotation, biological process: protein ubiquitination. The record is from RefSeq and is a predicted model, not a curated record. The annotation marks the transcript as partial. The transcript has a single exon.